Messenger RNA from Micropterus salmoides (largemouth bass), 9428 nucleotides. RefSeq names its product ephrin type-B receptor 2-like. The transcript has 15 exons. Gene Ontology annotation, molecular function: transmembrane-ephrin receptor activity; ATP binding; protein binding. Gene Ontology annotation, cellular component: neuron projection; plasma membrane. Gene Ontology annotation, biological process: protein phosphorylation; cell surface receptor protein tyrosine kinase signaling pathway; central nervous system projection neuron axonogenesis. Lineage: Eukaryota; Metazoa; Chordata; Actinopteri; Centrarchiformes; Centrarchidae. The coding region runs from base 214 to 3366 and encodes 1050 amino acids. The record is from RefSeq and is a predicted model, not a curated record.
GCUCGCUAGGAUCCGGCCAGCGGUGCUGUUUCGCCGUUUGUUCCGCUGUGUUCCCGCCCCUUCCUUUUGGUUUCGCCCAAAGUGGCCCGAGCAGCAGCUCCUCAGCCUUUAUCCCUCUGUUGCCGCUGCCGAGGAUGAUGCGGGUGAUGAGGAGGAUGCUCUGCAGCUCUGAAUGAAGCCACAGUCGAUGGCCCGCUGCUGGACGGCUGCGCGAUGAAAGCGUUGGCUCUUUACGGUCAGACACCGGGAAGAAGAACUCUCAUUAUGGAUCUCUUAUAUUUCCUCUGGAUGCUGCCGGCGGUGUGGGCUGUCGAAGAAGUACUAAUGGAUUCAACAACAGCUACAGCAGAACUGGGCUGGACCAUCCAUCCGUCACAAGGGUGGGAAGAAGUUAGUGGCUAUGAUGAAAACAUGAACACCAUCCGAACGUAUCAGGUGUGCAAUGUCUUCGACAGCAGCCAGAACAACUGGGUACGCACCAAAUUCAUCCGCCGCCGCGGUGCUCAGCGCAUCCAUGUUCAGAUGAAGUUCUCAGUGCGCGACUGCAGCUCCAUACCCAAUGUCCCUGGCUCCUGCAAGGAGACUUUCAACCUGUACUACUAUGAGUCGGACUCGGACACAGUCACAAAAUCCUCCCCACCCUGGAUGGAGAACCCCUGGGUGAAAGUGGACACCAUAGCGGCCGACGAGAGUUUCUCUCAGGUUGAUCUCGGAGGCCGCAUCAUGAAGAUCAACAGUGAAGUCCGCAGUUUUGGACCCGUUUCCCGAAAUGGCUUCUACCUCGCUUUCCAGGAUUAUGGCGCUUGCAUGUCGCUCAUCGCUGUUCGAGUCUUCUACAGGAAAUGUCCCACUGUGGUCCAGAAUGGCGCUGUCUUCCCUGAGACUCUCUCCGGAGCAGAGAGCACUUCCCUGGUUGCGGCCAGAGGGGUGUGUGUUCCUAAUGGGGAGGAGGUGGAUGUACCCAUCAAGCUGUACUGUAACGGGGAUGGGGAGUGGAUGGUACCCAUUGGGCGCUGCAUGUGCAAAGCUGGGUACGAGGCGGUGGAGAACGGUACAGUCUGCAGAGCUUGUGUAUCAGGCUUCUUCAAGACUGCACAGGGAGACCACAAAUGUCUGCAGUGCCCCAUUAACAGCAGAACCACCAGCGAGGGAGCAACUAACUGCAUCUGCCGCAAUGGCUACUACCGCACUGACUCAGACCCUCCGCAAAUGCCCUGUACAACUGUCCCAUCAGCUCCACAAAACAUCAUCUCCAUAGUGAAUGAGACCUCUCUGAGGCUGGAGUGGAGCCCGCCACAGGAGGGCGGUGGCCGAGAGGACGUCGUCUACAACAUCAUAUGUAAGAGCUGUGGCAGCGGCCGGGGCGGCUGCACUCGCUGUGGGGACAACGUGCAGUUUGUCCCGCGUCAGCUGGGACUGACCAACCACCGUGUUCACAUCAGCGACCUCCUGGCUCACACCCAGUACACCUUUGAAAUACAAGCUGUCAACGGAGUAUCUGACCAGAGCCCUUAUUCACCGCAGUACACGUCCGUCAACAUCACCACCAACCAGGCCGGUGAGGCUACCCAUCGUUUCACAUGCCAUAACUCCACGUUAACGAUGCUCAGUGAUUUGAUGAGCUGUCAUGAGGAGGUCCAACAUUUCCAGCAGCCUGUAUUUUCUCUUCAGCCACUAACUGUGCUUCCUCUUGUCUUGUUCUCAGCACCAUCAUCAGUGUCCAUCAUACACCAGGUCAGCAGAAGCCCCAACAGCAUCACUCUGUCCUGGUCACAGCCUGAUCAGCCCAACGGAAUUAUCCUGGACUACGAACUGCAGUACUACGAGAAGAAUCAGGCAGAGUGGAAUUCGUCUCUAACGAGGAGUCAGACCAACACUGCAGUCAUACGAGGCUUGAAGCCCGGAACUAUCUACGUCUUUCAGGUUCGGGCAAGGACUGUUGCUGGAUUUGGACGCUUUAGUGGCAAAAUGUACUUCCAAACCAUGACUGAAGAGGAGUAUAACUCCAGUAUCCAGGAGAAGCUCCCCCUCAUCAUUGGUUCAGCUGCUGCAGGGGUAGUCUUCAUCAUCGCCAUCACUGUCCUCAUAAUUGUCUGCCGCAGCAGGAGGAAUUCAGACAGAACAGAGUCUGAGUACACAGACAAACUCCAGCAUUACACCAGUGGCCACAUGUCACCAGGAAUGAAGAUCUACAUUGACCCCUUCACAUAUGAAGACCCUAAUGAAGCGGUCAGAGAGUUUGCCAAGGAGAUUGAAAUUUCCUGUGUCAAGAUUGAACAAGUUAUCGGUGCAGGAGAGUUUGGGGAGGUGUGUAGUGGAAACCUCCGGCAGCCUGGGAAGAGGGAGAUCCUGGUGGCGAUUAAGACACUGAAGGCGGGCUACACUGACCGGCAGAGGAGGGACUUCCUGAGCGAGGCAUCCAUCAUGGGCCAGUUCGACCACCCCAACAUCAUCCAUCUGGAAGGGGUUGUGACCAAGAGCAGCCCUGCGAUGAUCAUCACUGAGUUCAUGGAGAACGGAUCCCUCGACUCUUUCCUCAGGCAAAAUGACGGGCAGUUCACGGUGAUCCAGCUGGUGGGGAUGCUGCGCGGCAUAGCAGCAGGAAUGAAGUACCUGUGUGACAUGAACUACGUCCAUCGAGACCUGGCGGCAAGAAACAUCCUUGUCAACAGCAACCUGGUGUGCAAAGUGUCUGACUUCGGCCUGUCGCGCUUCCUUGAGGACGAUACUUCAGACCCCACCUACACCAGCGCUCUGGGUGGGAAGAUUCCCAUCCGGUGGACGGCUCCAGAGGCCAUUCAGUACAGGAAGUUCACCUCCUCCAGUGACUGCUGGAGCUAUGGCAUAGUCAUGUGGGAGGUGAUGUCUUAUGGAGAGAGGCCCUACUGGGACAUGAGCAAUCAAGAUGUUAUCAAUGCCAUAGAGCAGGACUACAGGUUGCCGCCCCCUAUGGACUGUCCUAGUGCACUGCAUCAGCUGAUGCUGGACUGCUGGCAGAAAGACCGCAACAACCGUCCCAAAUUCAGCCAGAUUGUUAGCAACCUGGACAAACUGAUCCGCAACCCCAACAGCCUCAAGGCCAUGACACCACUGUCAUCAAGUGUUCACUUACCUCUGCUCGACCGCAGCACUCCAGACUUCUCCUCCUUCAGCACAGUGGACGAGUGGCUGGACGCCAUUAAGAUGGGACAGUACAAGGAGAACUUUGCCAACGAAGGCUUCACCAGCUUUGAUUUGGUGUCUCAGAUGACCAUGGAGGACAUCCUCAAGGUGGGGGUGACGUUGGCCGGCCACCAGAAGAAGAUCCUCAACAGCGUCCAGUCCAUGAGGGCCCAGAUGAACCAGAUCACUUCGGUGGAGGUGUGAUCUGACCGACCAUGAGCACACAGGCUCUGUUUACUGCACACAGACUGUGACUUCAGUGCAACCUCAGCCUCCCUCCCUCCCUCCCUCCCUCCCUCAGUCUGCAGCACAGCACAGAUGUUUGGUGGUUGUAGCUGCUGUAUGUCCAGGUAACAGUCAUGAACCCAGUCUUCUCAGUCCACGUCUAUUUAGUUUUGUUAUUAAACCACACUUGGCUCUUCCACUACACCAAGUUGCAGUCUUCAGGAAAAAAUCAGUUUUCAAAAUUAGCCUUGCACUUUUUUGUUCAAGACUCACUGUUGGAAAUGAAAAGCACUGUAGCGCCACCUUUAGGUGCUCACUGAUGGGCUUUACCUGCUCGCUCUGCUGCAUGUUGGCCUUCUUGAAUUUGACUGGGAGGAAACAGGGCACAGUGCUGGCUGAUGUAGUUACUACUUAAAGUUUUCAUUUCAGGAACAUUUUCAUCCUAUUAAACCAUGUUUUCGUAAUGGAAGGUGGUUUUAGAGCACUACACACUCCAUGUAUUUACAUUCUGUAUUUCCAUAUUUUAGUAGAAUCCACACAGGCUUCAAAUGGUGUGCCUACAAAUGACCCACAUAGAGCAGUGGCCCAGCUCUACCUGUCGCAAAGCCAGUGCCAUGAGUUUUUAAAAGGAAGCGCUUCUUCGGGGCAGUUCGUUUGGCUGUUGAUGGAGUAGCUGCUGUCAGGUGCUGCCAAAUCAACCACAGCUGAAAUCUUAAUGAUUAAAGCAAACAAACGAUAGCCACAGUUUAUUGGUCUACUUUCACACCUCCACAAACCUACCAAUCACAAUCACUCAGAUUGUCUGUGAACAUUUCAAGUGUUGGACACAACUGCUACCUUAUCCUGCUGUCUGAAGCAGACUGUGUAGUCCUUAUUGUAGUUUGAUCUAAUUCAAAAUAUUUUAUUCAUCCCUCAAUUGAAGUGAGUUUUCUAAGAAAAAGUUACACAUUAACCCCAAUCUACAUAAAAACAAAUAGCCAUGUGCACAUCUGGGUGCAGCUGUGUGCUGUCUGCGUGGGUGGUGGCAGGGCUGUUGUGAAGCGGCAGCAGUAAGAGCUCGCUCUCUGAAAGCACAGGAUUUGGUUUCUGAGGUCAGUAGAAGCUAACAAUCUUUGCACUCUACUAAACACAAGCUGAAGUUGUGUGCACUCAGUUGGACUCCUGUGACAUUUGAUGGUGGUUGUGUUGGGUUCGUUGUGGUUAUUGGUUCACAGACUGGAAUGAAGUGAAGAGAUUUGACCUUUAAAAGGACUCUUUGAAAGGUCACCACACAUUUGGAUGCCUGUGCUGCCAGAAGCCGCAGAUGUUGUGACUGGUGAAUGGACGUCUGAGACACGUGGAAGAACCACACAGCUCCUGUCAACCCACAGACUUUAAACAUGGCCUCCUGAGUGAAUCCUGAGUGAGCUGGCCAUAAAAUUGCUGCUGAUAUUUUUAAAAGCCAGUUGGUAGAUAUUCCUAUUUUUCUUCUUCUUACCAAGAAAAUAACCUUUUUAACCUUGAACUACACUUGAGUCACCUGAAAUGGACCAUGGUUCUGCCUGUCACUGUGAUGUCACUUUCCCGUUUACUGUGUAGAGUUACUGUAGUAAGUCUGGGUCAGGGUUUAUUGUUAGGAAACAAUCAGGGCUUUCUCAGUGCUGCACAUGUGUUUUGGAGGUAAAGGUAUGUCUUCUUUUACAUAUCCACUUUGCUUAACUUUGGCAUACACCCCAACAAACAGCUCAGUGGUGUUUAAUACAGAAUAUUAACACUGAUCUCUGAUCACCAACCUUUGUUUGAGUGACUCAGUAUCUGAAUUAGUUUCUACACGACAUGAUUCUAAGCUCCAAAGUUCUCACUUACAGACAUGUUUCACAUUCAGAUCCGGAUCUCACCUCAGUGAAGAAAAGACAAACCUGGGGGACAGAUAACUGCACAGUUACUACACUCAGCAACAAAGCAUAGUCUUCAGCAUUUAGCUGUGUUGUGACACACAACAACAAAAAUUGAGAUGUAGUUUAUGGUGGACCCGUCAGUGAAGAAGUGGCACACAGAGAGACAUCCAGCUGUCCUCCAGUUUUACACCAGAUGAUGUCGCCUGUUUAGUCUUUGGCUAGUUUAAAGCACUUCAUCAUCUCAAACAGCUGCCCUGACCUCUAAGGUUUGGACAGUUGUUGUCAGGGCGGCCUGUUGUCCUGUAGGAACCACAGUGUGCUGGCUUCUAGCACAUUCAUUUAGAUCGUGCAGUGCAAUGUUGUCAUCAAUGGUAAUGAGUAAAGAUUACUACCGUAAUCCCCUUCCCCCACCACUCCGCUACCCGCCCCGCACCGCCGCUAUCCGUUCAAAACAUAAUCGGACUUGCCACUAGCAAGAUUGCCCAACAACAUUGCUCAAAAAGUUGACCCGUGUAUCAUCAGCUUUAGGGUUACGCCAAGGGAAAGCCGGUAGUGUAACUUUAUAUUUUAUAUAUAUUUAUUAUCUUGACACUUUUUUAGUCACUGUCUGGUUUCCAUGUAAAAAACAAAUUUAGCCCCUGUCCAUGGUAACUUUUGCUCUAUGCAUAUUCAUGGAUUACUGAACAGGCUGUCCAGGCACAGGCCCAGGGGCCUGGUGGGCCGGAGGGUUGCUAAACUAGAGCUUAUGUGUGAAGAAGCUGUUGUACAUUUUCCCCUUUACAGAAUGAAAGGGCAGAGGUUCGUGUCAGAACCUGCAGUAGAGUAAGGAACAGCCUCAACGUUCACGAGAACAAGUCCGACAAACUGAACAACAAAUACAUCAUUUGUCUUUGUUUUCUGACCUGAUGCCUCGAUCAGCGGGACGUCCUCAUUGGUCAGUAGCUUCCAAAACCAAAUCCACGUGACUGUGGAGUGCUGAGGUUGAGGUCUGAUUGAUUGAUUUAAGGAUAGACUGUGGUACGGUGUUGGUUAGGGUUUGUGGCACCGUGACAGUGCCAUGCUACUUCCACCUCUGCUUCUGGCAGACAGCCAUAGUUCUGUAAACGCAGGCUGUGUUCGAGUCCACUGAUGCUGAGCGUUUACCCUCCCAGGUGUUCUGUAGGACGUUCAGCAUGAAAUAGGUCCUGAAUCAUCUCUCCGUGUGCAGAAUCUCUUUGUGGUGGAAGAUGAUCCAGCUGCGUCGUACCAACAGGCAGUUUCAGAACCCACUCUGGGUGGGGGUUCUAAAGGCAACAGGAUUUUUGGAUUUCACAGAAACAGUACACUCUCAGAACUCUAUUUUGUUGCUUUUCAAAAAUGUAAAUUUUGAUAAAAGUGUGCUUUUUAUAGACGUUAUGCAGUUAUGACAACGAUUUAUACACAGACGUCACAGACAGGUGAAUUCUCACAUUGGGACAUGUGAUUUUUUUUUUUUGGCAUUGGGACAUUUGGCAUGUUAAACCUCUUCCUUCUACUGUACCAGCACAAAGCACAGGUUUAACCACUCACUGUUAGUGUCCUGUCCUGAGUCCUCAGACCUCCAAAUCCAUUGAACUGCUCUGUGCAUGGUCACAAUGAGGCAGAGACUUCCUCUCAGCUGAUGUUUUGAAAUCAGGAGGGAAAACCUCUGUUCCUUCCUUUUAUGGGCCACUUAUUCUUCAUCUGCUCACUAAGUUACAAUUUUCGAGGUACCACUACAGAACCCACACUGUCUGUUGAAAAGCAGCUUGUACAUUUCAUGUGUUUGUCACACCUAAAGGCUGGAUUACCGACCUGCACUUCCACCUCCCUCCUUUGGUCGUUCAGGCGCACAGUGAGGUCGAAAGAAACGCACCGAACUUCUUUACUUGUACAGUAUUUGCCGGUGCAUGUUUAUGUGUGAACAUAUUGUCUGUGUUUAGUGGCUUAUCUGUACACACUGCACACUGUGGCUGUGCCCUGUGCUCUGUGUCCAACUCCCUGCAGUCACAUGACUAGUUUGGUCAUUAAAUGACUUCAGUGUAAAAUAAAAAGGUGCUUCCACAUCUCUUCCAGAUAAUUCUUGUUUUCACAUCCUCCUUUUUCCUUUGAUAUUUAAAAAUGUUGAUUGUUGUUCCCAGUCUGCAUCAUGUUGUCAUGCUGCGUGUGACAUUACUGUAACGAUGGUCCUUUAUGUUUUACAGAUGCACAAAGACACUGUACUGUACCGUACAUAUGAGAUGCACAUUCAGACCGUGUUCAAACUGACUUGAUGGGUCUCUGUUGGGAAACGUAGUUCUCUACAAAUGUGAGCACAUAAUCUUGAUAGUUUAGCAGCCAGGAUUAUAAAGUUUGUGCUCUUCCGUCUGAAUAAAUGAUAGAUAAAUCAGACAAAGCAUUAAAGACAAUCUUCAGUCUAAACCUUUUGAUUGUGUAAGGGAGGCUGAGGUUUCCUGGAGAGUCAAAGUCUGAAUCUUGUUAAAGUGGACUGCACCAACAUCCCAGAAAUCAUUUUCAUUUCAUUCCAAAAUGAAAAUGUCAUUUUGGAACAAUCAAGAAAGCACAGUAAAUAUUUGUGACGGAAGUUUUUCACAUGCAAACCACUGGAUAAUUCUGUGAAUGAAUAUUAUUAUAUUCUGUGGCGACUGAAAACUCUGAAUCUGAAUGAUCCUGUGAGACACAUUCACUGCUGCCCGUGGUGUCUUCCUUCCACCUGGGGUUAUUUUAUAAUGACCAGCAGACUCUCUGCUGCCUCAGAGAACAGAAAAGACCUCUCUGUGUACAGUUUAAAGAGAACAUUCAGUUGUUUUGUGAUUGUUUCAGUAUGUGUGCCUGUUCUCCAUGUUCUCGCUGCACUGUGCAGCUUCUCAGUCCUCCCAUGGAGCUGAAAUGUUCGGGUUCUGGUCCAGACACAAAACUCAAUUUUCCUGCACAUUCUGGCUAUAAAGGGACAUAGUGGGAAAAGGUACUACUUCUCUUUUUCUCUGAGAGUUCGACCUCCAUGUCAUGUCAGUGGUUAGCCUAGCAUAGCAUAAAGAUUGGACGCAGCUAGCCUGGUUCUGCCGGCUGUCAGAGUUCAGAAAGCACAGCAGAUCCUCUAAAGGUCACUCAUGUUGCAUCUGCUGUUUGUAGCCUGCUGAAACUGUUCUUGAUGAACAACAGUUGGACCAUGUGUCCUGAUCUUCUGUGUAGGGUUCCUCCUCCGUCGAUCAGCCCCUGGGUUUGGUUUUGAUCUCUGCACAGGUACGGCGGUACAACAGAAAGCCCAGCUGAUAAAUAUGACAGAUUAUAUUUAGUGCUGCCACAUUUGUUGGCUAAUAAGUAACAAGACAAAUGUACAGGCAUGCCAAAGAAAGCAUAACACACUUGACAUAUGGUUAAUAUCAAACUGGUUUUGGCCCAGUGACUCCAGAAUCAGGGCUGUAGAACUGAACAAUAAGAACAACAUGACUGCUGGAAGCUGCACAGAGUCACUGCGUAAUAAAAGUGAGACUCAGCGCGGUACAUAGUGAGCUUUAGAGGUGUUGAUGGAUGUUUUUGAUUGAGUGAUAUCCAUUUCCUCAUCUCACGCUCUGAAAGAAAGGGAACACAAAAUGUUGACCUAUUACUUAAAGAUGUUACAAGUACAAUUUGAAAAAAUGAAUUUGAAGUUGAAGGGAAAUCAAAUUGAUGGCUUCCACAGCAGCAUGUACAGUAUGUAGCAGCUGUAAACUUUCAAAAUGUUUUGGCCAAUAAUCAAAUCCUCUGGAAAUGAUAAGUGAACAUGAACUGCCAGAAUCUGAUGUUUCAGCUUCGCCUGUUCUUUACCGCACAAUCGCCCUCUCUGCCUGACCCGGGUGGCCCUGAAACAUUUCUGCUCUGUGUACACACAAGUUAUAAAGAUAUUUCCUGGACCCUUUUUGGUCCAAAGCACACGGGACACGGGGAUCGCCCCUCUUCUCAGCCCUUACCACUGUGACCUCACUUGGACUUUUGUUUUUCUAUUUUAGCUCUUUCUGUAUAAAUGUAUAUUUGAUGGUAAACCUGUGAAUGAUGUAUCGAUUUGAAUUAUUUGUAAUACUGUUACUGGUUUAUUUUGUAAAAAACACGAAAAUGAAAAGUAAAGAAAGAAAACACAACAAACUGAGUUUUGUAGCAACUGUCUUCAAUAAAAAACCAAACAAUCAA